Messenger RNA from Diversispora eburnea, 1125 nucleotides. The record is from the annotation of a GenBank genome assembly. Lineage: Eukaryota; Fungi; Glomeromycota; Glomeromycetes; Diversisporales; Diversisporaceae.
AUGUCAUUUAUAUUCAUCCUUUUAAUUUUCGUGAUAUUCACUAUCACCUCCAAGUCAACUCCCAUCAAUGAUUUCGCUCCAAUUAAUAUAGAAUUAAUGAAAUACUCUAGAAGCUCUAAUAUUAAUUUUACCGAACAUCCCAAAUUAUCAGCCUUACCUCGCCAAAAUAUUCAAUUAGAUAACAAUGAAAAUUUGGAUUCCAUGUAUAUUGGAAAAAUUCAGAUAAAUAAACAAGUGUUCAAAAUGUUUUUUGAUACGGAAUCUUCUGAACUUUGGGUUCCUUCUCCUGAGUGUAAAACAAAAAUUUGCAAUUCCCUUAAGAAAAUUACUGGUCCGUUUAAAGAUCUUAAAAAGCAAACCACAGUUACUUACGGUUCAGGAGAUGUCAAAAUGAAAUUUGCAACUGUUGAUAUCAAUAUUGCAGGAUUUACUGCCAAAGAUCAAACUUUUGGUCGUGCCAUCAAAGUAUUUGAUAAUAAUAGAAAUCUUCCAUUUGAUGGUAUCCUUGGAUUAGGACCUGAAAGUUUGUCAUUUGAAAAAAGACCAACUUUAGUUUCCACAUUGGUCAAACAAGGUCUCUUGAAAAAUCCACAAUUUUCAUUUUAUUUAACUGAUUCAAAUGAUAAACCAUCAUUAUUUACAAUUGGUGGUGUUGAUAAAACAAAAUUUAAAGGAAAAAUUCAUUUCUCUCCAGUAAUUGAUAAGGUCGGACGUUGGUUCAUAGAAUUAGGCGGUGUGUCUAUUAAUGGUAAAAAAACAUCAACUGUUGGAGCAGAUGGUGCAGUCAUUCAAACUAGUUCAUCAAGGAUCUCUGUUCCUGCUGCGAACGCAAAAAGUUUUUACAAGAUGAUUCCAAAAGCAACAGAAAUUUCUGAUGGAGUUUAUGCAAUACCUUGUGACAGCAAGGUUAAAGUUUCGGUAAAAUUGAGUGGUCAAACAUGGGAUAUAAAUCCAAAAGAUUUUGUUUUACAAUCAAUUCCAAAUAGACCAAAUUUUUGUUUAGGUGCAAUUCACGGAAAACAAAAACUUCGAUAUUGGAUUUUCGGUUCAGUUUUCAUGAAAAAUGUUUACACGGUAUAUCAAAUAGGAAAAAAUCAGUCCAUAGGAUUUGCGAAACUUGUAUGA